Botrytis porri is the source of this 1242-nucleotide messenger RNA. RefSeq lists its product as uncharacterized. Gene Ontology annotation, molecular function: O-methyltransferase activity. The record is from RefSeq and is a predicted model, not a curated record. NCBI's taxonomy places the organism in Eukaryota, Fungi, Ascomycota, Leotiomycetes, Helotiales, Sclerotiniaceae. The coding region runs from base 1 to 1242 and encodes 413 amino acids. The transcript has 7 exons.
AUGGCUACUACGUGUAUCGCAGAGCUUGCUACUCAAGUUGCUGAAAACACGAAGACAAUCGACGAGUAUCUUCGCCAAUAUGAUUUGCCCUCACCAUUUUUUGAUGCUGAAAGACUAGUUGACUUUUGCAUCCGAUCAGAGGAAAUUCAACGGGCUCGUAUCUUGGCGAUUGACGGAGUAGUAGAACUGGCAGAUCUAUUGAGGGGUCCUAAAGUCUCUUUACAGCCUGUGGCAAUCGGAUUAAUGAUAGAACUUUCGCAAGUCAAUCCUACUAGUCUUCAGGCUAUCCAUAGAUUUGAGAUCGCCAAAAAGUGCCAAUUUGGGAACUGGCCAAGCAAUGUGAUCUCUACGAGCCAGGCCUUCGUCGCAUCACACACUCUUUUAAGAACCGCGUCGAGGUUUUGUAACUUAUUCAGCAGCUUCCCGCAAGUUGGCGGAAGAUCAAAUUUCCAUGAUGCUUUAGGUUUGGUAUUCGAUGAAUUCGUUCCAUCUUAUGGACGGACGGUCGAUGCUUUGAAACAAUUCAAAGGUCAAGAGCCAAGCCAAGCUGUGGUUCUGUGGUCCUCUAUUCCUUCAUUCAUGAUCGAGGAUCUAGGAUUUGCGCUUGUACAAAAUACCACGCAACUUUUCUUCGAGUACAUGGGGGACCAUCCUACAAGAGCUAAGCAAUUUGCUGGGGCCAUGAAAGCCUUUAAUGCCAUCGAUUCGGGACAUUCUCCUGUUUUUCUUGCUCAGGGUUAUUCAUGGGAUUCUAUCAACGGCACCGUCGUUGACGUUGGUGGCUCCAAAGGCCACAUUAGUAUCUUACUCUCAAAGAGUUUCCCUAUGCUGCAUUUCAUCGUACAAGAUCUUCCUAAGUUUAUUGGAGGUGCAAAAUCGAAGCUUGACGCUAGUAUUGCGGAUCGUGUGAAAUUUCAAGGGCGUGUCUUUUUCACUUCGCAAACCGUGGCGGCCGAUGCAUAUCUCUUCCGCUGGAUCUUCCACAACUGGCCUGAUAAGUAUGUUGUCGCUAUCCUGCGCACUCUUGUUCCGGUGAUGAAAAUUGGCGCUCGGAUCAUUGUGAAUGAGCUUUUGAAUCCGCCUCGAAUUCUCUUUCGCUUUCUAGUGAACGUUCAAUUCGAGCGAGAAGCGGAAGAGUGGCAAGAUCUUUUCCUGGAAGCGGAUCCACGUUUCGGGGUCUUGAAGAUUUGGACAGCGAUCGGAGCAUCCCUUGCUAUUAUCGAGGCUGUUUGGCAAGAAUAA